AUGGCCUUCACGUUUGGGUUUCACGAGAGCGACGGGGCGGACGCCGGUGACGCCGAGCCCGAGCAGGGUAUUCCUCUGCAGGCAGCAAAGCAAAUCAAUGCGGCACAGCUUCGCGAGCUCCUUCCUGAAAAGCUGUCGUUCUCGCCGAUCGAGGUGCCGUUCGGCUCGUCGUUCCUAAGGCUUGCGCGCCGCGAUCUGUUUGACGUGCGCUUCCAGCUGCUGAACGACGAAGAGAGUGCGCAAGGUGUUGCAGAUACGCAUACCGACCUCAUCCCCGGCGUGUACGAAGGCGGGCUCAAGACAUGGGAGUGCUCGCUCGACUUGGUCGCCACGCUCGCCGAGCGCCUCCCGUCGUACCAUGCCGAGGAUGCUAGCUGGCCCUCGGGCCGGCACAUUGUCGAGCUCGGCUGUGGGACGGCAGUGCCAACGUGUUUCCUGUUCCGCACGCUCUUUUCUACGCAGCCCUCGGACCGCCCGACGGUGCUGGAUCUGUGCGACUAUAACGAGGAGGUGCUUUCUCUGGUCGUCUAUCCCAAUCUUCUCCUGAACUGGUUCUUCUCUGCGGGCGGCCCCGGUCACGGCCGGUCGGUCGAGGCGGGCGACUUGGAGAUCGACCACGACCUCUUGACGCAGUUUGAGCAAGAGCUGCAAGCGCGCCAAAUUCAACUGCGCUUCUUCUCCGGCGCAUGGGACUCGCUUGACCUCUCGCUCCCCGGCCAGUCUCGCGCCGAGAUUGUGCUGAGCAGUGAGACGGUCUACGCGAUCCCCAGUCUCUCCCCCUUGUGCCGUGUGUUGCAAGACAUUUGCUGGCCGACCUCCUCCAAUACCUCUAAUGCCAGCGUCGCCGCAAAGACCACGCUGUGUCUCAUCGCUGCCAAGGUGCUCUAUUUUGGAGUCGGCGGCGGCGUGCGUGCUUUUUGCGAUGCGGUCGCAGCCAGGCACGGGUGGACGGCGGCCGUGCGAGAGAACAGGUCGGGCGUAGGCCGUGUGGUGUUGAGCACCGGUUUUCCGUAG
Molecule: messenger RNA, 1014 nt
Organism: Malassezia japonica
Lineage: Eukaryota; Fungi; Basidiomycota; Malasseziomycetes; Malasseziales; Malasseziaceae
Product: protein-histidine N-methyltransferase
Exons: 3
Coding region: 1-1014 (337 amino acids)
Biological process (GO): peptidyl-histidine methylation, to form tele-methylhistidine
Molecular function (GO): protein-L-histidine N-tele-methyltransferase activity
Source: RefSeq, a predicted model, not a curated record